Messenger RNA from Bactrocera oleae (olive fruit fly), 2396 nucleotides. RefSeq names its product N-sulfoglucosamine sulfohydrolase (gene Sgsh). Lineage: Eukaryota; Metazoa; Arthropoda; Insecta; Diptera; Tephritidae. The record is from RefSeq and is a predicted model, not a curated record. Gene Ontology annotation, molecular function: N-sulfoglucosamine sulfohydrolase activity; N-acetylglucosamine-6-sulfatase activity; glycosaminoglycan binding. Gene Ontology annotation, biological process: heparan sulfate proteoglycan catabolic process; glycosaminoglycan catabolic process.
UGGACUUGAGUUAGUACGCCGGUGACUCUUGUUGCAGAUGGCGAGUGUUGCUCUAUAAUAUGUUAGUUGUUGUUAUUUAAUUUAUAAUUGAAGUUUACAAAACUGUUGAAAUUUUCACUUACAAAACUAGAAUUAGAAUCAAUUAUAUUUACUCUUCAAAAAAGAUAAUCAACGAAAACAAACAAAACAGCCACGCGAUUACGUAUAAAAAAUGUCGUUGACCACUCAGCGUGUAAUCACACUGCUGGCGCUUAUCAACGCCUCGUGUCUGGUGCUAAGUGUAAGCGCAACGGCGAAUGAUGAAAUGAGGAAUGUCUUAAUACUGUUAGCAGAUGACGCGGGCUUCGAGUCGGGCGCUUACCUCAACAAGUUCUGUCAGACACCCAAUCUGGACACAUUGGCCAAGCGCGGUUUGCUAUUCAAUAAUGCCUUCACCUCGGUGAGCAGCUGUUCGCCUAGCCGCGCACAACUCUUAACCGGUCAGGCGAGUCAUAGCAAUGGCAUGUAUGGUCUGCACCAGGGCGUGCAUAACUUCAAUGUGCUACCUGGCACCACAUCGCUGCCGAAUGUGUUGCGCGAAAAGUCCCAGGGACGCAUUCUAAGCGGCAUCAUUGGUAAGAAGCAUGUUGGCGCUAGCUCUAAUUUCCAAUUUGACUUUGAGCAAACCGAAGAACAACAUUCAAUCAAUCAAAUUGGACGCAAUAUAACGAGAAUUAGACAUUACGCGCGUGAAUUCUUUGCCAAGGCAAGCGUGGAGGCGCGUCCGUUCUUCUUGCUUGUCGGCUUUCACGAUCCACAUCGUUGUGGGCAUAUAACGCCGCAAUAUGGUGAAUUUUGUGAGCGUUGGGGUUCCGGUGAAGAGGGUAUGGGCAUUAUACCCGAUUGGAAACCGAUUUAUUACGAUUGGCGUAAUUUGGAAGUGCCGCCGCAUUUGCCGGACACGGAUGUGGUGCGUCAGGAGUUGGCCGCUCAGUAUAUGACCACAUCGCGCUUGGAUCAAGGUGUGGGUGUUGUACUGAAAGAGCUUGCAGCGCAUGGAUUUGACGCAAAUACUUUAGUUAUUUACACAUCCGAUAAUGGACCACCAUUUCCGGGCGGACGUACAAAUUUAUACGAGCAUGGCGUGCGUGAACCAAUGAUUAUUGCUGCACCAACUAGCCAGGCGCGUCGUCAUGAGACCACCGGCGCUAUGUCUAGUCUGUUGGAUGUUUUCAAUACCGUUCUAGAUGUGUUUCACUAUUACACACCCACUGCAAAUACAACCAAAGAUGAUGUUACGAAAUCGUUAUUGCCAAUUCUUUACAAAGAACCGCAACCGGUUGAAAGUGAUGCAGUGUUUGGUAGUCAAAAUUUCCAUGAGGUCACAAUGACCUAUCCAAUGCGUAUGAUACGCACGCGCCGUUAUAAAUUAAUACACAAUUUAAACUUUUGGUCAUACUUCCCCAUCGAUCAAGAUCUAUACACGUCGCCCACCUUUCAGCAACUUUUAAACGCAACGAUCGCCAAACAAUCAUAUCCAUGGUAUAAGACGCUGUUAUCCUACUAUGAAAGACCGGAAUGGGAGCUAUACGACAUUAAAGCGGAUCCUUUGGAGCGUUACAAUUUAUUUGGUAAAUCUAAAUAUCAAAGCGUAUUCCAGGAGUUAAGUGCUCGUUUGUCUAAAUGGCAAGUGAAUACGGCGGAUCCUUGGCGUUGUGCGCCGCAUGCGGUUCUAGAGGCACAGGGUGUGUACAGAAACAGUCCAGUAUGUUUGACUCUGGGGCAUGAAGCUCUACGUCGCCCACUCACUCAAUAUGAGAAGUAUGAGUUGCUUUAAUCGUAUCCAUGAAGUUACGAAGUGGCGUCAUAUUAUAUUUAUACUAAUGCUUAUAUAUAUAUAUAUAUUUAUAAAAAUGUCAUAUCAUUAAAAAAACAUAUUAUAUAAUAUUUGGGAAUAUGUCAGCUCCGUUUCUAGGAGAAUGAAUUAAAUAUUGUAAGUACUCUGAAAUUGAAAUUCGGUAUAGCAAUAAGCCGCUUCUAAAGGAUUAUUUUAUGAUAGAUUAUUAUCAUUAUCUAAUUAAUUAAGUAGGUGUUUAAGGUGCGCUGUUGGGUGUUUAUGAGAAGCUUUUUCAUAACAGAAAAACAAUCAGCGGUUUGUCAUCGAUUUUUGGUUUUUGACGGGAACUGGGAUCGAACCAAGGUCCAGCACUACUAAAUAUUAGUGUGCCUUUAACCACUUUUUCAGCAUGGUAAUCUAAUUUUAGUUAUGGUUACGUGAAAAUUUGAGUGAACGGGUUCACCAGGCUUUUCUUAGGAUGGGAGACUGUUUGUAUAUGGAGACUUAAAGGUGUAAAGUAUUUAGCAUCCGAAUGGCUAUAAAAUAUGCAUGUACAAUACUUCUCUAGGGUUAUAGCUAU